CCGCCCGCGGCUUCCUCGUCGCCUCUACAGGUUGCCUCGGUCUUCGCGCCUCCAGCCGGAAGAAAGGCGGCAGGGGGAGCGCCAACCCCGCCAGGAGCCCCCUUUGUGCCGCUGCCUCCUGCUUGGCUCCUGGGCGGCGGCUGGGGGCGCUGCAGGGAGAGGCGCCCUCCCUCCCUCUCCCUCACUCGCUCCUUCGCUCCCUCCCUCGCCCGCCUUCCUCCUCCUCCUCAGGAGAGCCGCACCGCGAGGAGGAGGACGGCAGCAGCGGCGGCUCCUCUGCGCGGCGCACAGGAUGCUGCGGUUCCUUCGCAGGACCUUCGGCCGGCGGUCGAUGCAGCGCUACGGGCGAGGAGGAGGCGGCGGAGGGGACGAGCGCGACGGAGGAAUAGCUGCCUCGGCUAGAGACGCGCACAGCCCGCCGCUCCCGCCGCCAACGGCGCUUCACCACAUCCAGGCGGCGGCGCCCGGCGGGAAAGGGGCGCUGCAUUGCCGGGUGCAGCUGCUCGACGGCGCGGAAGUCUCGGUGGAACUGGCGAAACAUGCAAAAGGACAAGAUUUGUUUGAUCAGAUUAUAUAUCAUUUGGACCUUGUGGAAACAGAUUAUUUUGGCUUGCAGUUCGUUGAUGCAUUCCAGAUUAUGCACUGGUUGGACCUUUCAAAACCCAUUAAGAAGCAAAUAAAAAGUGAGCAACCAAAUAUGUUUCACUUUCGAAUCAAAUACUACUCGUCAGAGCCAAACAACCUUCAUGAGGAAUUCACAAGGUACCUGUUUGUUUUACAGCUGAGACAAGAUAUUCUUUCAGGAAAAUUGAAAUGCCCUUAUGAAACAGCUGUAGAACUUGCAGCUUUGUGCCUCCAAGCUGAGCUUGGUGACUGUGAAAUUCUUGAACAUGAUCCAGAACUUGUGUCAGAAUUCAGAUUUUCUCGUAACCAAACUGAAGCAAUGGAAUUUGAAAUUUUUCAAAAGUGGAAAGAGUUCAGGGGGAAAAGCCCUGCCCAAGCAGAAAUGUGCUAUCUGAACAAAGCAAAGUGGUUAGAAAUGUAUGGGGUAGAUAUGCAUGUAGUUAAGGGAAGAGAUGGGUGUGACUAUGCUCUUGGAUUGACGCCAACUGGUAUCUUGAUCUUUGAAGGAACAAACAAAAUAGGCCUAUUUUUUUGGCCUAAAAUCACAAAAAUGGACUUCAAAAAGAGCAAACUGACGCUUGUGGUGGUAGAAGAUGAUGAGCAGGGUAGAGAGCAAGAGCACACUUUUGUCUUCAGAUUAGAUAAUGCCAAAACAUGCAAGCACCUCUGGAAAUGUGCAGUAGAACAUCAUGCCUUCUUCCGGUUGCGCACACCUGCUAACACAAAAUCUAGCCGAUCAGAUUUUAUCAGGCUUGGAUCCCGCUUUCGAUUCAGUGGCCGAACAGAGUACCAAGCAACACAUGGAUCCAGAUUGCGCAGGACGAGCACAUUUGAAAGGCGGCCUAGCAAGAGAUAUCCAUCCCGGAGACAUUCAACUUUCAAAGCAAACAAUGCUCUCAAACCAUCACCACACUGUGCUAAAAAUAACCCAGAAGUCCAUAACUAUCAGCCUCCAUGUCAUACAAAUAUACUUUCUGGCCAACCAACCUGGCACCCCCAUCCUCCUGUGAAUUUAAGCUAUCCUUUAAACAGUACUGAAGGCCCGCCGUUUCGCAUUGAAGAAAAUGGUGGAACACCAUAUACUACAAAAAUGACAGCAAGACACCACCACCAUCACCAUCUCCACUAUGGAGUACUUGUCUCACCGGACAGCAAGGAUUCUGUACCUAUCAUUCCAAGCCCAAAUAGAGCUCCUCGCCAUUAUGAUGGUGGUUCUCCCUAUUUAAAAAAGAUGGAAGUUGAGACAGUGAAAGUGGUAAGACCAUGGCCAGCUCUGCACAUCAGUGUGAAUAAGAGUGAAGAUAAGAAACCCUCAGAGAGGAACCUUCAUCAUCAUCUGCUGUCGUCACCCUCCUCUCUACCUGAACAUUUGAAAUGUAACAUCCUUAAAGCACAAGUGGAAGCAACUUUUCGAGGGAAUGCUCAGGGUGAAAAAGAAGAAACUUCCUCAGCAAAUCCUCCCAAGAUUUCCAGCCUCCAUGAACCUAAUGUCAGAAGUCCAUCUCCUUUAAGACCAGAGACAACACAAACAAGCAGUAUACCUGACAAGCCAGAAGUUAAAGUGUCGCGUAUGAGGAGGCUGACAAGGCAAUAUAGCUUUGAUGAAGAUGACCUCCCUCCAGAACUGGCAGCAGCAGUAGCCGCAUCUCCACCUCUGCCACCAAAAUCUCCUGUGUCACAGAAAACUGCUUCAGAAGGACAUUUUUCAUUACAUGCAAAGAGCCCUGUCAAUACCAGAAGUACAUUUACUUUGGAACCCGGAGAUCUUCUGAUGGAUUUCACAGAAGCCACCCCUAUGAUAAAGGCAUUCCCUGCUGCUACAUCUAAACCUUUUUUCGAUCCUUUUCCAACACUACCACAGUUUUCUGCAGACUUUAGAGACAAUAAGCUGCAGUGUUGUGUAGUGCUACCAUCUCCAAAGAUGCUGUCUCCAGUUAUCCCAUCACCUGGGAGAAGGUCUCUUGUGGAAACAAUUUCAACUUCACCUGCGCAUCUCAUCCAUUCACCUCACAAACAUGUUUAUCUGGCAGACAGCACUGAGCCCUUAAGGCAUGAACUUGACCGAGAAAAGAUGAUGAAAAGACUGCUGAUGACAGAAUUAUGAAAAUUCUCACUUCAGUCUCAUUUGGAAAAUGGAUCAGGGCCUUUUCUGUGCCUUCUGUCUGUUUACAUUCCUUUGCUUCUGUAUAUACAACCUGAUGCUUCGUGACAGUGGCAAAUAUUCUGACCUCCUGGAUUACUCGCAGUUGUCUGAAAGGUUUUACAUAAACUUUGGGGGCCUUCUUUAUAUAUUUGAUACAGUGGUCAGGAUUCAAAGAACCAGGAAAUGAGUUGUUUGUGUUCGGGAGGGGGUAGAUUAAAUUCCCUCUCCCCAUCCCAUUCUACAAACUGCUUUUUAAAACAAAGACCAUUUUUAAUGUAGUUUAUGAACUUACUGCAGAAAGGAGGAGAGUAAAAAUAAAAAUUCAGCUUGGUUUGUCCAAGUCCUCUGUAUGAAUCUAAGCAGUUCUUUGGAUUCCUUCUGAUCUUUAGCCCUCAUUAAUACUUACAAUUUUAUAUAUCUCCAAUAAUGGUGUUGAAUCUAAGCGUUCAGAGGAUGGGGGAGCUAAGAUAAAAAGAACAUCAAUUAAUAUAUGCUGAUUUCUAUUAAGAAAAACUGUUCUGUAUAUAUGUUAAUAGCUGCACAAGUAUUAAUAUUGUGUAGUAUAUUUUGAUAGCAUAUACAAAAGAUCAUUUUGUAGAUAUAACUGCACCAGACUACUACUGUUUCUUUAUAUUAAAACACUGUUGUUUCUAACAAAUCAUUUUAAGUGGAAGGCAAAGAUGAUAUUCCAUUGAACCUAAGGGAUUUAUCCCUUGGAAAAUAAAAAAAAAUGUAUUUUUUAAUUUUUAGCUUAAAUUACAACACAAAGAGGAAAAUAGCAAAUCCAGAUAUUCUUUUGAUGGGCAGGAGAACACUAUCAUUUUCAUAUUAUAUGUACAAAUUAUCAGUUAAGAUACUAUAUUAAUUCAGUUAACAGCAUUUCCCCUCACAUAAUCAUACCAAAGAAACUUGAAGUCUGAAAUACUUUAAAAUAAAACUAUGAUAAUGCUGGAAACCCAUAUUUAAGAUUCAUUUUCAUGUGUUUAAAAUGUGUAUGUUGAAAUUGUUGGUUUAUUCUGAGGCCUUAAAGAACAUUGUACAAUUUCUACAGAAUCCAUACAAUAAUCCUAAAAUGGUAGUUUAGCUAAAAUAGUUAUAUCAAUUUAUUUUCAACAAUCCUUAGACAACAAUGGAUGACACUUUGAAUUUUAUCUUAACAAAAUAAUCCUGUUUCCAGAUCAUAGAAAGCAUGUUUUUCAAAAUGUAUCAUACUUUAUUACUCAUAUAAUCAAAGUGAAAAAUACUUUGUAGAAAAAUUGACAUUCCAGAGUGACGUUCUAGGCUUAUCACAUUUUCAAUGGAACCUAAUUAUUCCUAUUAACUGGGUUUGGGAUGAACUGAGGACCAUGGAUUAAUCCCAUUUUACAUUGUAAUAACUGGGACUUUCUUUUGAAACCUUGUGGUUGAUUUAAAAGAUAAAGAUAAAUACCACCAUGUUGUCACAGAACAGCAAAUUACUGAGUUGCUAAAACUGUAAACAGGGUCCAGUUACCUCAUUUCAUCUAAUCUAAGGCACCAUCGAAUGUAAGGCGCACUCCAUUUUUUAAUCUUAUUUGGGGGGGGGAGUUCUUAUAAUAUUUUUUAGAAUUUCCUCUCCAAGCACAAUACCUUGCUUUUGUUUCAAAUUGGCUCUGUAGUGCAGUCUUUCCCCUGGGGUGAGGAGGGAGUCUGAAGAAAUCUGGACGUCAUCUCAUCUGCAUGGGUCUAUCUUCUUAACUCUAUGGGCAGAAAAGGUAGGAAGGAGUGCUUAGUUCAGCCAAACUGGUCAACAGCAGUCUGGCUGAGGACAAAAUGAGAAGUGCUAGCACAGUGGUUCUUAACUGGGGUUCGCCAGAUGUUUUUGGCCCACAACUCCCAGAAAUCCCAGACAGUUUAUCAGCUGUUAAGAUUUCUGGGAAGGCCAAAAACAUCUGGGGACCCCUGGUUGAGAACCACUGUUUCAGGUUGGAAUCCUUCCUUGACCACUACCUCCUCUCUCAGAGGUAAGACAAUUUAAAAAACACGCCAAAAAUGGCAAAUCUAAAACACCAUCAAAGCGAAGGAAGCCUCUUAAAUGGGAAACAGUGUGCCUUAGAGUCAGUUUCAUUGUCACAGUGGUGGUAGUUAUUAUAGAUGUUACUGACUGGAGUUUUGGACUAUCCAUGAUUGGGUUCAUGAAGCUAAGAAUCUGUGCAUACUUUGACUAAUGUCACUUCUCACAAUUGUGCUGUUUCAUUCACAUAUGUUCUCAAUCAGUUUGGAAUUGCUGACAGAAAACCUAUAACCAUUGCGAUCUUGAUUGGUUUCUUUUCCUAUGCCUCUUUUCCCAGAGGCAUCAAAAUUCAAUUUUUGGCUCUCAAUAAUGCAUAAUCAUUUCCUUCUCUUUAUCUUCAGUUCUGCUGUUCCCUAGCACUGCUAUAUCUAUAGUUCAAUCUUUCUUUUUCCCAACCACAACUAUGUCUGGCACAUAAUACUCUAAUUGUUUAUCAGUUUGAAUCUUAAAAUCCUACAAUAUUUGUGCUUCAGCAUUUUUCACAACUCUUCAGAUAUAUAUUUCUGACCAUUCGUUGCAGAUGGUCACUAUCAUCACCAUUUAGCUCCAUCAAUGUACAUGGCACUGUAUAACAAUAACCCAAUUGGCUGAGCCCCCAGUGACGCAGUAGAUUAAACCAUUGUGUUGGCAGGACUGAAGACUUGAAGGUUGGGUUGCUGACCUGAAGGUUGCCGGUUCGAAUCCCAACUUAGGGAGAGCACGGAUGAGCUCCCUCUUUCAGCUCCAGCUCCAUGCGGGGACAUGAGAGAAGCCUCCCACAAGGAUGGUAAAAACAUCAAAAACACCCAGGCAUCCCCUGGGCAACUUCUUUGUGGACGGCCAAUUCUCUCACACCAGAAGUGACUUGCAGUUUCUCAAGUUGCUCCUGACAACCAAUUGGCAUAGCCAAUGUAAGGAUUGCUGUGAGGUUCAAUUCUCACAUCAGCGUGAUUCCCAAUCCUGUCAUAAAUACGAGGGCUAUCCAGAAAGUAGAUUACGUUUUGGAAUUAAAAAUAAAAAAGGAUAGGAGAAAAAAAUUACCAUAUGCAGUUGAAAGCCAGACCCAAAUACCACAUAGUCCCCAUUAAAAUCUAGGCACUUCUCAUAGAGAUAAAAGAGUUUGGAAAGUCCUUCCCCAUCAAACUUUGCCACUUGGCUUGCAUCCUCAACCAGGCGGGCUUCCCACAGCUGCGCAUGUGCAUGCGCUCAACAUUCCCCCAUGUUCGUCCUGGAUCGCUCUUCUGUUUUGCAAAUGCUUGCAAGGAAGAUUAUGGCGACUGUUUUUUGGGAUAGGAAAGGUGUGCUUCUUGCAAAACCUUAGAAGAGCGAUCCAGAACGAGCGUGGGGGAAAGUUGAGAGCAUACACAUGUGCAGCUGUGGGAAGGUUGAGGACGCAAGCCAAACAGCAAAGUUUGGUGGGGAAGGACUUUCCAAACUCUUUUAUCGCUAUGAGAAGUGCCUAGAUUUCAAUGGGGACUAUGUUGAGAAGUGGUAUUUGGGUCUGGCUUUCAACUGCAUAUGGUAAAUGUUUUCUCUUAUAAUUUGUUCAUUUUUAAUUCCAAAGCGUAAUCUACUUUCUGGAUAGCCCUCGUAUAUCACAGCUGUCAUAGCCAAUGGAAAUGGAAAACCAGCCCAUACUAAAUAAAUUCUUUAAUGCUUGCAUUUAAAGAUCUCAGAAUUGUGUAUUAUCUGUUAAUGACGGAAUAUAUUAACUGUAUGAUUUGUCUCUUCUCUUUUUUGUUUUCACUGAAAAUUAGUUGUCUUGUUAGUCUCUCUUUUGUGGACAUACACACCUGCACUCAAUUGGCCAAGGGAACAGGACCUUUUGUUUGUUUGUUACCCGGAUAAUUUGAAUUGUAGGAAUCUGUUGUAAUUUAUGCCUGGUCAAUUUGCUUUUAACAAAUCAAAAAUCAAGUUGCUCAAAAUUAGAGAUGACUACUUUUGAAUCUAUUAAUGCAAGGAAAGUAUCAAAUUUGAAUAACUUGGCACAAUAAGGCAGCUUUUCUGGCACAUGCUCCUUGUACAGUAGAGUCUCACUAAUCCAAGCUAAACGGGCCGGCAGAAGCUUGGAUAAGCGAAUAUCUUAGAUUAUAAGGACUGAUCAAGGAAAAGCCUAUUAAACAUCAAAUUAGGUUAUGAUUUUACAAAUUAAGCACCAAAACUUCAUGUUAUACAACAAAUUUGACAGAAAAAGUAGUUCAAUACGCAGUAAUGUUAUGUUGUAAUUACUAUAUUUACGAAUUUAGCACCAAAAUAUCACAAUAUAUUGGAAACAUUGACUACAAAAAUGUGUUGGAUUAUCCAGAGGCUUGGAUAAGCGAGGCUUGCAUAAGUGAGACUCUACUGUAUAUGUAAAAAUGUUUCCUCUUAAAAUUGUACAAUCACUAUAACACUCUCCGUGAGUGAGUGACAGCCUAUCACAAUAUGAUACUCUUGAAGGGUUAGGUUUUGGGUGAUUAAACAUAGUUUCAAACCUCUAUUAAUCAGAAUUGUCAAUGCAGAGCCGUUCCUGGAUUAGCAAAAAUGCAAAGUAAAUUAAUAUUUCUGUACCUGUUUGAACAAAGCUGACUGCACUUCCACAGCAAAUAUAACAGCGGGAGGGAUUUUUUUUACCAUUGGGCUUUGUCAAUUUAACCUGGGCUGAAUGUAAUGUAUGAAUGUACUCUUGGGGGUCUAGUAAAUCCAAGUGUAACUCCUUUGUAAAAAUCAGUACUUCUACAUCUUCUUGGGGAAGAUUUUAGCUUGUUUCUAAUGCUGAUAUGGAAAUCCUUAGGAACAGCCACACAUUUGUGAGAAGAUCAUUAAAUAAUUUGUUGUUGAAGGCUUUCAUAGCCAGCAUCACAGGGUUGUUGUUUGUUUUCUGGGAUGUACGGCCAUGCUCCAGAAGUAUUCUCUCCUGACGUUUCACCCACAUCUAUGGCAGGCAUCCUCCGGAGUUGUGAGCUACCUCACAACCUCUAAGGAUGCCUGCCAUAGAUGUGGAUGAAAUGUCAGGAGAGAAUACUUCUGGAACAUGGCCGUGCAGCCCGGAAAACACACAACAGCCCAAUUAAAUAAUUUCUCAAAUGCAUCACAAGCAUAUCAUAGCCCGAUUUAUUUCACAACAUUGUUUUCCGAUCUCUGUACUAUUUCCAGUAGUCCCACUACUGAAGUCAGCAUAGCUGUGGGCUGCAAUGUUAUACUGAUAUGUUCCUGGAAUCCCAGGCAAUACAAUCAAUCUACUGUAGAUUCUAAUUUGGGGAUGGAUUUUGUGUGCUUGUGUAAAUGCUCCCAAUGUUAUACAUCUUACAGGAGGCUAAGAAGAAAUGAACUGGAUCCUUACAAAUGUGUUAAUUUGGUGAGUAAUUUCUUGAUUUGCUUUUAAAAGUACAGUAGAGUCUCGCUUAUCCAACCAAAAUAAACGGGCCGGCAGAACGUUGGAUAAACAAAAAUGUUGGAUAAUAAGAAAGGAUUAAGGAAAAGCCUGUUAAACAUCAAAUUAUGUUAUAAUUUUACAAAUUAAGCACCAAAACAUUAUAUUUUGCCACAAAUUGACAGAAAAAGCAGUUCAAUACACAGUAACAUUAUGUAGUAAUUACUAUAUUUACAAAUUUAGCACCAAAACAUAGUAAUGUAUUGAAAACAUUGACUACAAAAACAUUAAAUACUAAAUGGCAGACUGCGUUGGAUAAUACAGAACAUUGGAUAAGCAAAGGUUGGAUAAGUGAGACUCUACUGUAGCUCUAAAAAACGGAAUAUAAUGCAUUUAAUAAAAAUCAACUGGCACAAUUUCCCCUAGACAUCAAAGAACAAUAAUUUUUUCGGGCAUAAUCCAGUAAUGAACUUUCUCAAAAUGACAACUUCCAUUAUAAGCUUUCAGCAACAUCUCUAAAGGAGCAUCUGCCUAGUUUUUAUAUCUCUCAUUAUGAUAUUAUCCUAACAUUAGGGUUUUCCUUCGAUUUUUCCUGUUAGAGAGACUGUUUCUUUAUCUAUGCUCUUCACACAAAGCCAAUUGAAAUCAUAUAGUAAAUUAUGUCAGCCAAAUAUAUUUUGAUUAAGCUGUUUUUGGAGGAUCAUUUUCAUAUAAUUCUUAUUUCCCUUUCUGGUUACCAGUUUGCUACAGUGGAAUAUUACUAUUUCAUAUUUUUGAUGUCCUGAUGCUCAAGGAGUUUGCAAUAAAUAUACUGAGUGAUCUGUGGUUUUGCAUGCAAGAUUGGCCCCAGAUGUUUUUAUAAUUUUUAAUGUUGUAAAGAAAUGUUAAAAUGAUGGAAAAUGGGAAAGACAUCUCUGGGGGGGGGGGGGAAUACUCUGCAAGGCAGAGAAGACGGUACUAACUUACACAAGGACAGUACUAACCGAGCAGCAGCCUGGAUCACAGAAGAUAAGCUAGCAUGCAAUGGCAUUUAUAAGACAAGCAAGCCUUGAGAGAGGAUUUUUGUGACUGAGCUAUUUAUUUACCUGUUCCUGUAUUAAUGCCUGCAAUAAAAGAACUGAAAAAUGAAGAA
Anolis carolinensis (green anole) is the source of this 9262-nucleotide messenger RNA. RefSeq names its product erythrocyte membrane protein band 4.1 like 4B (gene epb41l4b). The record is from RefSeq and is a predicted model, not a curated record. Lineage: Eukaryota; Metazoa; Chordata; Lepidosauria; Squamata; Anolidae. The transcript has 25 exons. Gene Ontology annotation, cellular component: cytoskeleton. Gene Ontology annotation, molecular function: cytoskeletal protein binding. The coding region runs from base 293 to 2728 and encodes 811 amino acids.